GAAGGCCUCUACCAGACGGCGACCUGGCUUUGGUGGAAAGCUUCUACAAGAAGUUCGAGGGCUUCGACGACAUAUCCGAAGACCUUCGCAAGGCUAUGGAGGAGCACGACAAGAAGUACAACCCGCAGAAGAAGCGGGUGCGCGAGGAUGCGGGCGCAGAUGAGUCGGAGGAGUCUGCGGCUAAGCGGAUCAAGCUCGUGGAGCACGAGGAGCCCCUCACGAGCAAGGACAUCGCCGAACUCCAGAAUCCGUCGGUUCUGAACGUGAGCGGCACUGUUCGCUUCAUCCACGAGAUGGAAAGUGGUGACAAGAUCUGGGCGGAGGUGGACGAGGCGACGACCUUCCUUUCCGGCAAGUUGAUUGCAAGCUUUGGCAGCGGCACCUUCAUGGAUGGCAAAGAUGCCGCGAAGACGCUGGCAGAGAUCGGCAGCGAGGACGACGGCGGGAGACUGUUGAAGUUCCAUUUGGACUUCGACAGCCUGUUGAUCUUGGAGAAGAAGAAAAUCGCGUCGCACCUCGCGGACCUGCCCUAUCUUGAUAAGCCGACGCCGGUGAAAACGCUUCUCAAAGCCAUGGAGGACCAUGGGGAGGCAAAGGUGCAGAUCAGUCACCACGAGGUGAACCUUGCGGAGAACUUGAUUAACGAAAAGGACCUUCUCCUUUUCGUCUUGGACAGCCUCGAAAGAACGGGCAAGAUGAUCAAGAAAUCCAACAAGAAGAAGAAUCAG
Molecule: messenger RNA, 728 nt
Organism: Symbiodinium sp. CCMP2592
Lineage: Eukaryota; Dinophyceae; Suessiales; Symbiodiniaceae
Source: the annotation of a GenBank genome assembly